This is a messenger RNA of Fusarium venenatum, 1425 nucleotides long. Its product is annotated as concanavalin A-like lectin/glucanase domain-containing protein. Gene Ontology annotation, biological process: cell wall organization; carbohydrate metabolic process. Gene Ontology annotation, cellular component: cell wall. The record is from RefSeq and is a predicted model, not a curated record. Gene Ontology annotation, molecular function: hydrolase activity, hydrolyzing O-glycosyl compounds. Lineage: Eukaryota; Fungi; Ascomycota; Sordariomycetes; Hypocreales; Nectriaceae.
AUGUUGCGAUCACUCGUUGUCGCUGCCCUUUUGGGCGCUAGCUCUGUCGCUGCUGUCAAGUGCACGCGCGACAGUCACUGUCCUGAGGACUCUCCUUGCUGCUCCACCUACGGCGAAUGCGGUGUUGGUGCCUACUGCCUUGGUGGUUGCGAUCCAACAAUGUCCUUCUCUCUUGACUCUUGUGUCCCUGCUCCCGUCUGCCAGGAUCGCAAGAUGAAGAUGAACUCUCUUGAUAGGAUUGUCGAUAUCGGCAAAUAUCUGGGCGACUCUGACAAGGCCGACUGGGUUGCGCAGGGUGAGCCUGUUGUCUUCAAGGACAACGUUCUUCUUACCAUGCCUAAGGACAGUGUCGGCACUCUCCUGUCUUCCACCGUCUACAUGUGGUAUGGCAAUGUCAAGGCUCGCUUCAAGACUAGUCGUGGCGCUGGUGUCAUUACUGCCUUCAUUCUUUUCUCUGAUGUAAAGGACGAGAUCGACUACGAAUUUGUCGGUACUGAGCUCAGCGAUGCCCAGACAAAUUACUAUUUUCAGGGAAUCACCAACUACGAGAACUCAGAAAACAUUACGCUCUCUGACACCUUUGCCAACUACCAUGACUACGAAAUCCGAUGGACUCCCGACAAGAUCGAGUGGUGGGUCGAUGGCAAGAUGGGUCGAAGCCUGGACAAGAAAGACACCUGGAACGACACCUCCAAGAACUUCAUGUUCCCCCAGACUCCUUCUCGAGUCCAGCUCUCCCUCUGGCCCGGUGGUAAGGAGGGUAACGCAGAGGGUACCGUAUCCUGGGCGGGUGGACCUAUCGACUGGGACCAUCCUGAUAUUCAGAAGAGCGGCUACUACUAUUCCGCGUUCUCUGACGUCGAGAUUGAGUGUUUCAACGCCAAGUCUGCUCCUGGUACCAACUCUGGAAAGAGUUACUGGUACAACAACGAGGUCGCUACCAACGACACAAUUGUCGAUGGUGAUAAGAGACACACUAUUGCUUCUCUGAUGGCCACUGGUGAGGAUAUGGACAAGGGAAAGAAGAAAGAAGAGAAGAAGAAGGAAGAUAAGAGUAAGGAUGAUGAUAAAGACAAGGAUGAUAAGGACAAGGACAAGGACGACGAUGAAGACGACGACGACGAGCCUGCUACAAUUCCUGGUGGCUCUAACGGUGCCCCCGCGAAUGAUCAUAGCGACGGAGACGAUAGCAGUAGUGGCUCAGGCUCAAGUUCAGGCAGCGCCCCCAAGGGUAAUCCUGAGGGCACAGAUGACACUGAGCCCGCUGACACCACCAACUGUGAUACCAGCAGCUUCAACCAAGAAUGCGGCAAGUCAGGCUCUAGUAAGAGCAGCUCUGAAGAUGGAGGUUCCAACGCUGGGUCAAGGAAUGGUGCGAGUGCGUUGGCCAUCAUCAUUGCAGGCGGAGCCCUGUUCUGGCUGUAA